Molecule: messenger RNA, 284 nt
Organism: Trichobilharzia szidati
Lineage: Eukaryota; Metazoa; Platyhelminthes; Trematoda; Strigeidida; Schistosomatidae
Source: the annotation of a GenBank genome assembly
AAUUAAGAUUAGUACCAGUGGAGGAACUGAUAAUGAGCAACCACCUCCAUCACAAUCUUUAACAUCAGCAUUGACAUUCUCCGAGAGACAGAGUGUUGCUUCAUCAGAAGGCUUGUCCCUAUCUAGUCCAGAAGUAUUAGAAUGUGUUUUUCUACAUGCUUUAGGUUGGGCAUUCACAAGUGUUGUAGAACAAUCGUAUCAAAGAGCUGUAGACGCAUUUAUUAAAACAUUAUCCGGUUUGCAGACAGCUGAUGAAGGACCUGAAAAUAAUGUGCUACCUUAUA